AUGUCAAAUUCGACGUCGGCAAUACCAUUCAUUUUGAAUAUGGUCCAGGAAAAACUAGCAUCCAUUGUUCUUCCAUUUUAUUUAAUUCUCGGUAUUGUUAACAAUACUUUUUGCAUUAUCUAUUUCUUACAAAGAGGACAACGUGCAAGUUCAUGUGCAUUUUAUCUUUUAUUGGCCGCUAUUACGAAUAUGUUUGCUGUCAUAUUUGGUUUCACAACUAAUAUGUUAAAUACUUGGAUACCAUUGGCAUCAACAUUGAUGAUUUACUGUAAAUCUCGUCAGUAUAUCAAUCAUACUUUGAUAUUAAUUGGAAGAAUGUUUACAGUUUUGGCUUCGAUAGAUACAUAUGCGAUAACUUCAUCAAAACAAGCAUUUCGUAUGUUUAGUCGACAGUCAAUUGCCAUUAAAUGUCCUUUAGUCGUAGGUUUUUGUUGUCCUCUUAUUGCUGUUCAUAUAGCUAUUAUGAAUACUAUUGUUGCUGGUCAAUGUGUCAUGACAGGUGUCUAUUCGAUAAUAUUUACGAUCUAUCAAAUGUUAAUAGCUGGCAUUAUACCACCAUUGGCAAUGAUAAUAUUCAGUGGUCUUGCAUAUUGGAAUAUGAAAAAAAUUGGUGUUCGACAUGAUGAAAUACUGCAUCGAACAAAACAAUAA
This is a messenger RNA of Rotaria sp. Silwood2, 651 nucleotides long. The record is from the annotation of a GenBank genome assembly. NCBI's taxonomy places the organism in Eukaryota, Metazoa, Rotifera, Eurotatoria, Philodinida, Philodinidae.